Molecule: messenger RNA, 1110 nt
Organism: Coprinopsis cinerea okayama7#130
Lineage: Eukaryota; Fungi; Basidiomycota; Agaricomycetes; Agaricales; Psathyrellaceae
Product: toxin biosynthesis protein
Exons: 3
Coding region: 1-1110 (369 amino acids)
Biological process (GO): lipid metabolic process
Source: RefSeq, a predicted model, not a curated record
AUGACCUCGCUACAGUCAGCUCUCAGCGCGCUAGGGGAGGCCCUAUGCAUCCUAGGCUGCACACAGCGCUCACCUCACCUCCGACUUCUCACUUUCGCCAGCAUCGUCUGCCUCGCUGUCUGCCUAUUCCUCAAUCCAACGGGCUCGGCGUACCGGGACUACACGAUAGGAUGUUCAGCUGCCAUCCGGGUAUUCAUGAUGUCGGAUUUCUUACUCCUCAACGACCCUCUGAAGUUUAGGAAACUGAACGAACCGGCACCUCCACCCUCGUCCGAAGCAUCUCUCAGUGUGCGCCUAAAACGAAGCUUCGACCUCGUCUACGCACCUCGAGGAGUAGGUUGGACACACCGAAUACGAGGCAUGGCAAAUAGCGCGCCAAACAAGUCAACAGCAACGCUCCCCUUCCUCGCCAAGCGGAUGAAGAUCUUCGUAGUCCAGUUCAUUCUCUACGAACUCGCCGACCUGGUCAUCCAAGCCAACCAACAUUUCCCGCCACUGCUCUCCGACAAAUGGUGGCUGAGGGCUCUCGUGGUCAUCGCCCAUCUCACCGAGCUCAGAACACGACUUUUAAUGACUUACGAAUUGAUUAUAAUUGGGAGGGUGGUUACGGGCCUGUCAGAACCUGACGAAUCCGAGUGGCCUCCACUCUUUGGGUCGGUCUUGGAAGUAUACACAGUUCGAAGGUUUUGGGGGCAAUUUUGGCACCAGGUUUUGCGAAGGAUGCUCACAACACACAGCGACUUCCUUGCACAGUGCCUAGGACUCCGAAAACGUCUCAUCGCAAGAUACUUCAAGCUCCACAUGGCGUUCUUCAUCUCCGCAAUCGUUCAUUACUGUGGAGACUUCACCAUCCGACAAGAUUGGAAAGGAGGAAGCAUGCACUACUUCUUGCUGCAGGCAGCCGCUAUCACCGUGGAGGACGCUUUGAUUUACGCUGGGAGGAGGCUGGGAUGCGAAAGAUGGAUGUCCAAACGGUGGGCUAGGUUGCUGGGCUAUGCAUGGGUGAUGGCGUGGUUCGCUGCUACACAUCCUAUCUGGCUCGGGCCGCAGAUAGAGGUUGGAUUCGUCACUUCAAGACCGCCCAAUGUGUUUCGUGCCUUGCAAAAGUAG